UUAAAAAGAGCUAAAUGAGGAACAGCAAAUUCUCUCAAAUGCACUGCUGAAGACACUUUUUGUCGAAUGCUCUUCUGUUCAUUCAGGAAGCAUCUAAACAUUUAAACAUUUUUGCUUUAAGUUGUGGAAUCAACGUAACUUUUUUCAACUCAGCAGCCUGUGGAACUUGUUUUUACAUACACACCUGACUGUUGCGUCUGUCUCACCUAAAACACCAGGUGGAAAACCUCAAGCUCUGUCCCAUUAAGUCCUGAGUGACAGUGUCAGACCAGGUCCUUCUUAGUGGAGUCCAGUCCAAUCAGGUUUGGUCUCCUCUGGAGUUUGUCACCAUCCGCUCAGCCUUCUGUUCGGUGCCAGCUGAGUUCGUUCCAGUUUCUGUUGGGGGUUGGUCCAGCGUUUCAAGCUGGACGGAGGAGAGACGUGUGGGCCUGAGGGCCCGGCCUUCGUGCUGCGACACAGAACUUCAAAUCUUUUAGAACACACGUCAGAUAGCGCGCCUACAGAUCCCAUGAGUCCCCGGGAGAAGGAAGACACACCCACCUCAGGUUCUUCAACCAGUCACCUCAGCACCGCAGGGUGCCCCGCACACAAUGGGGGUGUCCCAGAGUGCGAUGACGAGAGAAGAAAAAAUGAAAAGGACGACAGAGGAAGAGAAGGAGAGGUCCAGGAGGUGGAAGAGGAUGAGAGGAGCAGUGAUGAAGGUUUCAUGGGAAUGACUCCGCUGCUGCAGGCUCACCAUGCCAUGGAGAGGAUGGAGGAAUUUGUACAUAAGAUGUGGGAGGGCCGGUGGCGUGUCAUACCUCACGACGUGCUCCCUGACUGGCUGAAGGACAACGACUACCUGCUCCACGGCCACAGGCCACCCAUGCCUUCUUUCCGCGCCUGCUUCAAGAGCAUCUUCAGAAUCCACACAGAGACAGGAAACAUCUGGACACACCUGCUAGGCUGUCUGUUUUUCCUCUGUCUGGGUCUGAUGUACAUGUUCAGGCCCAACAUGUCGUUCGUGGCGCCGGUCCAGGAGAAGGUGGUGAUUGGUAUUUUUUUCAUGGGAGCCAUCCUCUGCCUCUCCUUCUCCUGGCUCUUUCACACAGUCUACUGCCACUCCGAGGGCGUGUCCAGAAUCUUCUCCAAGUUGGACUACAGUGGGAUCGCCUUCCUGAUCAUGGGCUCAUUCGUGCCCUGGCUCUACUACUCCUUCUACUGUUCUCCUCAGCCCUGCUUCAUCUACUUGAUGGUGGUGUGUAUCCUGGGACUGUCUGCCAUCACCGUCUCCCAGUGUGACUUCUUCGCCACACCACAGUACAGAGGAGUCAGAGCAGGUACAGUGAGACAGCGAUGGGAUCAGUAUUUAUUUUCUUUUAAAGCUUUACAUCAGGCGUUCAGAUGUUUAGGUUUCAGUAUUCACCGCCUCUCUUCCUGUUCAGGUGUUUUUGUGGGUCUGGGUCUGAGCGGCGUUGUUCCCACCCUGCAUUUUGUCAUCAGCGAGGGUCUGAUCAAAGCGACCACCAUGGGUCAGAUGGGCUGGCUGUUGCUGAUGGCAACACUCUACAUCACUGGAGCCUGUUUGUACGCCGCUCGCAUCCCCGAGAGGUUCUUCCCCGGAAAGUGCGACAUCUGGUUCCACUCUCACCAGUUGUUCCACAUCUUGGUGGUUGCCGGGGCAUUCGUUCAUUUCCACGGAGUCUCCAACUUGCAGGAGUUUCGCUACACGGCGGGAGCGGGCUGCGCUGAGGACGGCACUCUUUAACACGCAUGCACACACACUGACUCACUCAUUCACUCACACACAUUUUACAGGGAGGCACUGGUUCUAAUAAUAUGCACAGAGUUACACACACAUGCUCUUUAAACAGGCACACACAUGCUCUCCACCCCAAACUGAAGGCCGAAGCAGCUUGUCCGGUGUGUGUCUGUGUGCGUAAUACACAGGAUGGCCUCCCAGGGGGCGCUAUUAAAACUGACUGACAAGGGUUUUUGUUCUCUUUCUGUCCCUCCGUCUGUCUGUCUAUCUGUCUGUCCAUCCCCACCUCCUGUGGCUCUUUUGCUCCUAUUAUGAAUCCAAUUUAAAGGCGACAUGUUUUUCUAAAGCAGUUUUCGAGACUCUUUCCGGGAAAAUAUCUCCGUUUGUUCGGGAGGCGCUCAAAACCUCCCUUCAAUAAUUCUUCAUUUUCUUCUGUGUUGAGUUCUGACUUUUUCAUGGUUUGAUUUGAAGAGGAAGCGUAAUUGUGGCUAUGAAAAAAAAAAGAAA
This is a messenger RNA of Scomber japonicus (chub mackerel), 2248 nucleotides long. It is a transcript of the gene adipor2, whose product is annotated as adiponectin receptor 2. Gene Ontology annotation, cellular component: plasma membrane. Gene Ontology annotation, biological process: adiponectin-activated signaling pathway. Gene Ontology annotation, molecular function: signaling receptor activity. NCBI's taxonomy places the organism in Eukaryota, Metazoa, Chordata, Actinopteri, Scombriformes, Scombridae. The record is from RefSeq and is a predicted model, not a curated record. The transcript is spliced from 8 exons. Bases 509 to 1747 code for a protein of 412 amino acids.